CCAAGGUGUAACCGAUUUAUCAGUAAAAUCUGGCCGUCGAUUUUGACGUCCGUUGAUCGAGGGGAAUAGCGGGAGUUGAGUUCCAAACCCUUCUAGUACUCAACUACAAAACCAAACCCCCACCCCACGCAGGCGCAGGAUUCGCAGUCUUCGCACUCUACGCUUGUGUGCUGCUACGACGAGGGGAUCUACUCAGAGGCAAGUGCUUUUAGAUUUUUAUUCUCAACUCUUGUACCAUGGCGAUUGAAAAGCUUCUUAAGGAUGAGGCUACUGAAGAAAAGGGUGAGCGGGCAAGAAUGGCCUCCUUUGUCGGAGCUAUGGCAAUUGCUGACUUGGUUAAGACCACAUUGGGGCCUAAGGGCAUGGAUAAGAUUUUACAAUCUACUGGAAGAGGGCAUAGCGUCACAGUCACAAAUGAUGGAGCAACCAUCUUAAAGUCCCUGCACAUUGACAACCCUGCUGCCAAAGUCCUUGUUGAUAUCUCCAAGGUUCAAGAUGAUGAAGUUGGUGAUGGCACAACUUCUGUUGUUGUAUUAGCUGGGGAGCUUUUGAGGGAGGCAGAGAAGCUGGUAAAUUCCAAAAUUCAUCCAAUGACCAUCAUUUCAGGGUAUCGUAUGGCAGCCGAAUGUGCCAGAAAUGCAUUGGUGGAGAAAGUGGUGGAUAACAAACUUGAUGCUGAGAAAUUCAAAUCAGACUUGAUGAAGAUUGCAAUGACUACUUUGAGUUCCAAGAUUCUUUCACAGGACAAGGAACAUUUCGCUGAACUUGCUGUUGAUGCUGUCAUGAGGCUAAAGGGGAGUACAAAUUUGGAAUCCAUUCAAAUCAUAAAGAAACCUGGGGGAUCUUUGAAAGAUUCAUUUCUUGAUGAGGGUUUUAUCCUCGACAAAAAAAUUGGUGUUGGCCAACCAAAAAGGAUUGAGAAUGCAAAGAUUUUGGUUGCAAACACUGCCAUGGAUACUGAUAAAGUGAAAAUUUAUGGGGCACGUGUCCGGGUUGAUUCCAUGUCUAAGGUUGCUGAAAUCGAAGUGGCUGAAAAACAAAAGAUGAGGGAAAAGGUGCAGAAGAUUAUUGAUCACGGGAUAAACUGCUUUGUUAACCGACAAUUGAUUUACAAUUUCCCAGAAGAACUAUUUGCUGACGCGGGGGUAUUGGCAAUAGAGCAUGCGGAUUUUGAUGGUAUUGAGCGACUAGCUCUUGUUACUGGUGGUGAGAUAGCAUCUACUUUUGAUAAUCCGGAAUCUGUCAAACUCGGGCAAUGUGAGCUGAUCGAAGAAAUAAUGAUUGGUGAGGACAAGCUGAUCCAUUUUUCAGGAGUUGAAUUGGGUCAAGCUUGCACUAUCGUAUUGAGAGGCGCAAGCCCGCACAUGUUGGAUGAGGCUGAGAGAUCCCUCCACGACGCCUUGUGCGUUCUAUCCCAGACAGUGAAUGACAGCAGGGUUUUGCUCGGGGGUGGGUGGCCUGAGAUGGUAAUGGCAAAGGCUGUCGACGAGCUAGCUAGAAAGACUCCCGGGAAGAAAUCCCACGCCAUCGAAGCUUUUUCAAGGGCACUAGUGGCUAUUCCAACUAUAAUCGCUGAUAAUGCUGGUCUGGACAGUGCCGAAUUAGUCGCCCAGCUUCGCGCAGAGCACCACAAGGAGGAAAGCAAUGCAGGGAUCGAUGUCAUCACUGGAUCUGUUGGAGACAUGGCGGAGCUAGGAAUCUCCGAGGCGUUCAAAGUGAAGCAGGCAGUUCUGCUCUCUGCAACUGAAGCUGCAGAGAUGAUCCUGAGGGUCGACGAAAUCAUCACUUGCGCCCCGCGAAGGAGAGAAGACAGGAUGUGAAAGGAAAGGUACGUAGGUUUGCAGUUUGGUUUAGAAAGUUGUUUGCUUUUUCAAGUUUUUCGAUACCCACAAAUCGAAUAUUGGCUUGGGCUUGCUUGGCUGCUAUCUAUCUAUCUAUCUAUCUAUCUAUCUAUCCCUAACUUAUAUUUAUUGAGAAAUUUUCAGUUUUGUUUUACUGUAGUUGUGGCAUUGGCUUUUUGGCUAUAUGUAUUUCAUGUCAGUCAUGGCUCUUAUUUUUAUUCAGUUUUCUAGUUUUGUUUUCA
This is a messenger RNA of Andrographis paniculata, 2083 nucleotides long. RefSeq names its product T-complex protein 1 subunit beta. Gene Ontology annotation, molecular function: ATP hydrolysis activity; ATP binding; ATP-dependent protein folding chaperone. Gene Ontology annotation, biological process: protein folding. The transcript has 12 exons. The record is from RefSeq and is a predicted model, not a curated record. NCBI's taxonomy places the organism in Eukaryota, Viridiplantae, Streptophyta, Magnoliopsida, Lamiales, Acanthaceae. Gene Ontology annotation, cellular component: cytosol; chaperonin-containing T-complex. Bases 237 to 1820 code for a protein of 527 amino acids.